CUGAUGGAAAAUUAUAACCAAACAUCAACUUAUUUCACCUUAUUAGGGCUGUUCCCACCAUCAAGAAUUGGCUUGUUUGUAUUUAUUCUCAUCAUUCUUAAUUUUCUAAUGGCUCUCAUUGGCAACCUGUCCAUGAUCUUUCUCAUCUUCUUGGACAAUCAUCUCCACACACCCAUGUAUUUUCUACUUAGCCAGCUCUCCUUCAUGGACCUGAAUUACAUCUCCACCAUUGUUCCCAAGAUGGCUUUCAAUUAUCUUUUCGGAAACAACUCAAUCUCCUUCAUUGCAUGUGGCGUCCAGAGCUUCUUCUUCUUGACAUUGGCAGGUGCAGAAGCACUUCUCUUGGCAUCUAUGGCCUAUGAUCGUUAUGUGGCCAUUUGUUUACCUCUUCACUACCCUAUUCGCAUGCGCAAGAGUGUAUGUUUGCUAAUGAUUGUCGGAGCUUGGAUAAUGGGGUCUAUCAACUCCUGUGCCCACACUGCAUAUGCACUCAACAUUCCCUAUUGCAGAUCUAGGGUUAUCAAUCAUUUCUUCUGUGAUGUUCCAGCCAUGUUGACUCUGGCUUGCAUGAACACCUGGGUCUAUGAGUACACGGUGUUUGCAAGCACCACCUUCUUCCUGGUGCUUCCUUUCAUCGGCAUUACUUGUUCCUAUGGCCGCUUUCUCCUCGCUGUGUACCGCAUGCCCUCCUCGGAAGGGAGGAAGAAGGCUUAUUCCACCUGCAGCACCCACCUCACGGUGGUGACUUUCUACUAUGCACCCUUUGCUUACACCUAUCUACGCCCACGAGCUUCUAGAUCUCCAACAGAAGACAAGGUUCUCGCUGUUUUCUAUACUAUCAUCACUCCAAUGCUCAACCCAGUCAUCUACAGCCUAAGGAACAAGGAGGUGAUGGGAGCCUUAAUGAGAAUCAAAAAAUCUUUGUUAAACUGUAGAUAA
Molecule: messenger RNA, 939 nt
Organism: Echinops telfairi (small Madagascar hedgehog)
Lineage: Eukaryota; Metazoa; Chordata; Mammalia; Afrosoricida; Tenrecidae
Product: olfactory receptor 2L5-like
Exons: 1
Coding region: 4-939 (311 amino acids)
Biological process (GO): G protein-coupled receptor signaling pathway
Cellular component (GO): membrane
Molecular function (GO): olfactory receptor activity; G protein-coupled receptor activity
Source: RefSeq, a predicted model, not a curated record